AUGCAGUUACACAAGCUAUGUAGUGCGGAAGAUGGUGAAGAGAUAGAGGACACUCGCCCGAACAUCGAUAAGAUUUUGGGCAAGAAAUUGGGCUCAGAGAUGGAUGACAUCGAAGAUGAUCUGAUUGGCGGCAUUCCUUUGGCGCACUAUUCCCACAAGCUCUCAUACAAUGGCAAACAAGACAAGGAGGCAUCGCAGGGGCGUGUGUACUACAACAUUAAAUGGCAGGGAAGGAGCCACCGCCACAACACAUGGAACUCCGCAGUACAACUUAAGACAGCGCACGCUGGGCAGGGCGUGAAGGGUCUGGGUAAGCUACAGAACUACAUCACCGAAGACACAAACUACUCACAGUGGCUGCAAACGGCCCCAAAGGAAGAGGUUGAGUACGCCGAGGUUGAGCGGCAGAUGAUUGCGAGCCUCAACCUAACUCAUACGAGGUUAGAGCGUGUGGUAGCAGAACGCACCGUGUACGCGAGCGACGACGGAUUGGCCGAAGAGGUGGACGAGGAUGACAGCAGCUAUGACGAGGAUAGAGAAACCAAACACAUGUUCCUGUGCAAAUGGGAAGGACUGCCGUACGAGGAAUGCACGUGGGAGUACGAGGACGAGAUAGCCAACGAUCAACACUUGGUGGACGCGUUUUUGGAUCGGGAAGAGGCCAAUACCUUACCUACACCCAAUUGUGCCGCUCUGAAAAAGCGACCCAAAUUCAAGGAACUGAAAACACAGCCGAAUUAUAUCGGGAAGAUGCUGAGUGAGAAAGACAAGAAGCUUGCCAGUGAUGCAAAAGAAACAGAUGAGGAGGGACCGAAGGAGCUAAUAAUGCGCGACUACCAAUUGGAAGGCCUGAACUGGAUUGUGCACAACUGGUGCCAGGACCACUCGGCUAUUCUGGCAGAUGAGAUGGGCUUGGGAAAAACCAUCCAGGCCUUCGAUGAGUGGACUCCGGACUUAAACGUAAUUACGUAUUUGGGGAACAAGCAAAGCCGUAAAAUCAUCCGCGACCACGAGUUCUACACCAGCACCGCGAACCGCAAGAAAAAAUACGUGAAGUUUAACGUGCUACUAACGUCGUACGAGAUCGUCAGCAAGGACGCCAGCGUGCUGCUGCCGUUCAAAUGGGCGUCGCUGUUAGUGGACGAGGCGCACAGACUCAAGAACCACGAGAGUCAACUGCACAACGUACUAGCGUCCUUCUCCACUAACCACCGUCUGCUAGUCACAGGCACACCUCUGCAGAACUCACUCAAGGAGUUAUGGGCCCUGCUCAAGUUCAUCGAGCCUGGACGCUUCCCUACGUGGGAAGAUUUCGAGGAUGAAUUCGGAACGGACCUUCAAUCGUCAAAGAUAGUCAAACUGCAAGACCAGGAGCUGAAACAACUCAUGAUACGCCGUGUGAAAAAGGAUGUGGAGAAGUCUCUGCCCAACAAAGUGGAGCGCAUUCUGAGCGUCAACAUGGGAUCACUACAGCGAGAGUACUACCGCCACAUCAUCAACAAGAAUUACAGCGUGUUGCGCAAAGGGAACAACCGAGGAACGCUACUCAACACAAUGAUAGAGAUGAAGAAGUGCUGCAACCAUCCAUUCCUAGUCAAGGAACCUGAAUUCGAAGACACAAACACCGGUGACAUGACAGCCAGCGAACGUAACAUCGACCGCCUCAACGCACUAGUCAAAAAUAGUGGGAAAUUAGUUUUACUGGACAAACUAUUAAUGCGACUUAAAGAGACGGGCCACCGCGUGCUGAUUUUCUCUCAGAUGGUGCGCAUGUUAGACAUCAUCAGCGAGUAUCUGCGGCUGCGGGGGUUCAUAUUCCAACGACUCGACGGGUGCACUAAGAAUGAGCAGCGCAAACAGGCCAUGGACCACUUCAACGCCCCCGGAUCGGUGGACUUCUGCUUCAUUCUUUCCACACGCGCGGGUGGUUUGGGCAUCAACUUGGCCACCGCCGAUACGGUGAUCAUCUUUGACUCUGACUGGAAUCCACAGAACGAUCUACAGGCAGAGGCACGGGCACACCGAAUAGGACAGAAGAAGGUCGUGAAUAUCUACCGAUUGGUGACGAAAGACUCGGUGGAAGAGAAUGUGUUGAAACGCGCCAAGCAGAAGCUGGUACUAGACCAUGUUGUGAUUCAGAGCAUGGACAGCAGUGGUCAUGCAGUGGUGGGCAAACGAGGCAAAGACGCUCCCAACUUCGACAAAACAGAGAUCAGUCAGAUGAUGAAAGUGGGUGCGGAGAGUCUCUAUGAAGAAGACGGCGAUAGCAAGGCCACGAAGAAUCUCGAGGAAAUGGAUCUGGAUGCCAUUCUGUCACGUGCGGAUGUGUUAGCGGAAGAGGAGGACCGUUCAGCAACCGCUGAGUUCCUGUCUCAGUUCAACACAGUGAGCUUUGUACAAGAUGAGAAGGAGUGGGAAGACAUUAUCCCAGAACACGCCAUGGACAAGAUACUCGAAGACGAAAAAACCCGCCAAUUCGAAGAGGAGGAAAAGGAGCGAUACGCACUGAUCACAUUUGGAUCGCGCGAGCGCAAACCAGUUGUGUAUGCCGAUGCACAGGCAGAGGCAGCUGUGGCAACUGUAAAGAACAAAGCCAAAGCCAAAGACACCAAAGCACCUGCGAAGGGGUCGUUGGACUCAGAGGCCAUGGAAGAAGGUGACGCCAAGAAGAUGUUACGCGGCGUGCGCAAGUACCCAAAUAUAGUAUGCCGCAUAGACGACAUAGCAGACGAGACCAACAUGACCAACAAGAACAUUGCAGGGCUGCAGGAGAUGGCCCUCAUGUACAUGGCUGACUUUGACCGAGUGGAUGAACAGCUCAAUGGAGAGCCCACAGUGACCCCGACUGCACCAAAUGGGACCGAUGGGGACAAAAACGCAGCUGCCCUGCCCAAUGAGGGCUAUCUGACGGGUGUGGGUACCCGAGUGCUUCAGGAAUUGGGCCGAAGGGAUCGCGACAGCUGUCUGUUGGGCCAACGUCUGUCCAACUUCCAACGCUUUAGACUGCACAACAUGAGGGGCGUUCAGAAAUGGAAUUGCAAAUGGGGAGUGGCUGACGACGCGCGGCUGAUGUUUGGGGUCUACAAAUGGGGCUUUAACAAUUGGGAAACCAUCAAAGACGAUCCCGAGUGCGAGAUGGCUGACAAGGUGUUGCAAGACGAUGUACCGCCUCAAACGAGUCACCUGCAGCAACGGGGAAUGUCUCUGCUCAAACAUCUGUCGCACACACAGACGAAGCCUCAGGUGAAGACCACCACUACAGCCACAGCAAAGAGCAAAAAAACGGUUAAGAAGACAGUCUCACGAACAAGCAGCACUAUGCCAGACGAUAAAGAAGUUGAAUUCAUAGCGGAGUGCAAGAAAACCAUGUACGACGUACGCAAGCACCUCAAAGCCAUGGGCAAACUUAGUGCCAAGGCCACUCACAGUGUCGAUCUCUCCAAGGAUCCUGAGCUCAUCAAGCACCUACUUGUAGUAGGAGACCACAUCACACGUGUGGUUAGCGCCAUCAGCUCAGAAGCCGACCGAGCCACUACUACGCAGCGGCUGUGGACAUUCUCAGCCAACUACCACCCCAUCGAAGACCCCAAGAAACUCCAAGACUACUAUAUGCGAAAGUCCGGAAAAUCGAAGGUCAGGUCGGACUCCACUUCCAUAUCAAAGUCCAAAUCAAAAUCCAAGGACAAGUCACGAGGAACAGAUGACUACCAACCCCACAAGCAAUCACCACAGGCCAAACAAACGGCACACGCCACAAUAACAGCCGACUCGCACGCGGCAGACAACGAGCACAGUGCCAAGAGAAGCAGGAGCAGAGACAGGAGUCGCAGUGUGGACCGGAGCAGGAGUAGGAGCAGAGAGCGACACCGGAGUAAAAGGAGUCGGAGCAGGGCAGGGAGCACGCUGCGGAGUAGGAGCACGAGCAGAGACCGAUACGCUACUACUAGCAAUGCCAGAGACUCGACCAGGGCUCACACAGAUGCACAGCAUAGGCACUCACGCUCACCGCCACGCCGAAAUUUGCGUUCACGUUCACGUUCACGUUCACGUUCGCGUGCUCGUACACAUUCCAGGUCACGCUCACGGGAUAGAGCCAACUACAGAUCAGCACGCGAUGGAGAAGGAGACGCUGAGAAACACGCCAGCGACGCGGAAAGAAGCGCGAAGCACCUGUCAGACGACGACAUGGACAUCAGCGACAGAGACGGUGAGGAUGUAGCCUAUGACACGGCACAAGACACUCAAGACACACAGCACACACAACACACACAGCAGGAUAGUGCUACGAGUGCACGAGAACACAGCCACUCGCCAAGUGGCGCACAAGCACAAGCACGCCACGACAGUGACCAUGACAAACACGCAGACAGUGAGGUUGAUGCGGCUAAUAAGUGGAGCAGACAGAGGGAAGGGAGUGCACAUCCACGUGAGAGUGGGGAGGAAAGCGAUGGUCACCACACACACACUGACCAGGGCCACUCGCCCACACACACGCACUCACCAUCGCACACACGUGCACGUGAACGCUCAUACAGCCGCAGCCCACGAGCGGCUCAGGAGCGUGCAGCCUCACGCAGUCCCCAGAAACGUCGCAUCACGCUCAGCCCCGAACUUCGGGGCGGGAGUCCUCCGCCAAUCAGAUCGCAAGAAAGUCCGGGCCGACCCAGGCGCAGACACGGGCACAGUCGCAGCCUCAGCCCCUCCAAGCCACACCGUAACAGCAGCCCUGCCAAGCACGGGACAGGCACUGACAGACUACGCGACACCUCACGAGAACGGGGGAGGUCUAGAGAACGGGACAGAUCCUUGUCCAAAGAAAGGGACUGGGACAGGGCAGGAGAACGAUCCAGAGACAGGAAGAGAGGGGACUCCCACAAACCACACAGUCACAGGAGACCGUCGUCCAUCGACCGCGAUAGAAAUUCUGCCGAAAGUGGCGGAAAUAAUCGAUCACCCGCGAAGGCGUCAUCGGCGCGUCUGGCAGUGCGCAGUAGCAACAGCUACCGAAACACACACACCUCAGGUACACGCUCACGCUCACGCUCACGCUCACGCUCACGCAUGCCAAAGCGGGACGGAAAGCGGGACGACCACCGGUACAAGGAGCAAGGCAGGAGCAGCGACAGAGCACCCGAUGCGAAGGGUGAGGAGAGCAUCGACAGAGACAGAGACGAUAACAAGGGAAGUGUGCACGACAACACGACCACCAGUAGUCGGCCGAGCGAACGCGGUAGGGAACGCGAGAGAGAGAGGGACAGGGACAGGGAUUACACGCGGGAGAAAGGCCACAGGCGUAGAGACUCGGACGCACACCGGAUCAGGCAUCGCACCAGUGGGACGAGCCAUGACUGCUGA
Messenger RNA from Sphaeroforma arctica JP610, 5355 nucleotides. RefSeq lists its product as hypothetical. NCBI's taxonomy places the organism in Eukaryota, Ichthyosporea, Ichthyophonida. The transcript is spliced from 28 exons. The record is from RefSeq and is a predicted model, not a curated record. The coding region runs from base 1 to 5355 and encodes 1784 amino acids. Gene Ontology annotation, biological process: regulation of transcription by RNA polymerase II; nucleosome organization. Gene Ontology annotation, cellular component: chromatin; nucleus. Gene Ontology annotation, molecular function: ATP binding; ATP-dependent chromatin remodeler activity; histone binding.